Molecule: messenger RNA, 3844 nt
Organism: Oldenlandia corymbosa var. corymbosa
Lineage: Eukaryota; Viridiplantae; Streptophyta; Magnoliopsida; Gentianales; Rubiaceae
Source: the annotation of a GenBank genome assembly
GUGAAUAUUUUUAGUAAGGUAUCAUCAAUUUAGUCGUGUAACAACCUUCUGUAAUAAUUCUUAUAUAUAUAAAAAGGGGGCAAAAUUCGCCAAUUAUUUAAACUUUUCUUUGUUAAAAUUGAAAUCGAAAGUAAAUUUAUUAUGAGCCAAUCGGAUAUUUGGUGAUCUCUGAAUCCCGAUAAGUGCAAAUCCAAUUGAGAGUUACUAUUGUGUUACAGAUUUUUCUAGGGUUUCCAGCUCUUUGCGAAGUUGAUGUUUUGUGUCUACAAAAAUUCACGGUUCCUAGACAGGCUUUUGCACUUCUUCAGAGUUAAUACAUUAUAUAGUUCCAAUAAAGCAAAGAAGUUGUUUCCGUGAUACAAUGUCCAAAGGCCAUCGGACGGAAAACGGUGAUCUAAUUCCGGUUACGAUUCUACGAGUAAACCUCUCUCACUGCGAAGAUUGCCCCCAAAAAUUAAGGGAUGCACUCCUUAAAAAAAAUGGGGUUUAUGGAGUGGAUUUUGAUUCAGAAUACGAGUUGGUAACCAUUAGAAGCACAUUAGAUCCCAUAAUGUUAAUCAAAGCUAUUGCCAAGAUGAACAAACAUGCAGAGCUUGUCUACUAUGAUAAGCUACCCAUGCUUGAAGAAGAAGAUGAAGAAGGUCAACACAAGAAUGCGAAAAGUUCUGACAAGAAGAAUCCUCCGACUGGGGAGCCUAAUAAGCAGAAUUCUAGGCCAGAUGGCAAGGAGAAAGGCGAACGCUGUCCGGGUUUUCGUGAUACUCGGAAGAAGGAAGAAGAUGAUCUAGAGGACGACAAUGAUUGUCAGAGAAGAAAUGGUCGAAAAGGCUGUGGUUCAUCCGCUAAUCGUCGUGAUUCUUUCAAGAAGGAAGAUGAUCAUCAUGAGGCUGAUGAUCACCAUCAUCGUACCCGAAAUGCUAGAGAGAAUGCAAAAGGCCAGGGGAAAUUCUCUGACCGCAGGAAGAAUGUUCCUGAUAAUGCUGAGGAGAAUGGUUCAGAAGAAUAUCGUCCAUGUCGUAACAGUGAUGCUCAUCACAAACCUAGUGAAGGAAACAAUCGUAGCCGAAAUGCUAGAGAGAAGAAUGCUAAGGGAAAAAAUCAUCAUUGUCGUAACUAUGAUGAGCCUUGGGAAAAUGUCAGAGAAAAAGACCAGAAACAGUUCCCUCACUGCAGGAAUUUUGCUGAUAAUGCUAGGGAGAAUGGUUCAGAAGAAUAUCCUCGAUGUCGUAAUUAUGAACCUCUGCAUAGACGUGGAGAAGACAAGAAGAUACCGAAAAUGUUCUCAGAUGAAGAUGCUGACAUUUUCAAGAACAAGGAGUACACUACUGGACGAAGCACUCAGUUUCGGUCAAGAAGUGACAGGUAUGAUGCUAGAAACCCAGAGGACUGGUAUGAUAGUCCAGAGGCAUUUCCUUACCAGCAUCAACAAUCCAGAAUGCCUCCGUAUUAUUCCGAGCCUCCUCAAAUGCCUCCGUAUUAUUCCAACUUCAGCCAGGAUAAUACAAAUGGUUGUUCCAUAAUGUAAACCACACUAAGACUUUUUGUGCAGAAACUAGGAAGACAUGGAAUUAUGAUAUACGCAUAGAAAUCUUCUUUCCUUAAAGAUUCCUUGCCUAAAAAUGUGAGUUGCUUUUGUACCUCGGUUUGUUCUAUGUAAUAUAUUCUUUUGGCCAAAAGUAAGGUUUUCUUUGCUAUGCAAUUGCUUACAGUAUGAAAAGAUGGCCAAUAAUAACCCUAGCAAUCGUUUCCUUGGCAAACCAAUUAUAAUGAAAAAACUGAAUUACAAAGUAAAACUGUUACAGAAUCUUCCCUGGUUCAGUAACAAACAUAUUGAGUGUAUUCGGAAAGAUUCAAUGGAGAAAAAGUAGAUUUGGAUAGAUUUUAAUGAUUAAUACAUCAUCCAGAAGAACUGCAGCAGGAAAAACCACGGGAAAGAAGUUCCAAGCCACAAAAUUUUCUACAUCUGUUACAUGUACUGCAACACGAAGUAUGUGAUUGAAGAAACUAGACGAAACUCCUCAUCCUCCCACAUUUUCCGUCCUUAUUCUGCCUUGGCCUCUGUCUCACUCGCCUUACCUUCAACUUUCACAUCUGCUUUCGCCUCCACCUUUGCAUCUCCAGCGCAACAGCCUCCACCGUGGUGAUGGUGAUGAUGGUGGUGGUGGUGAUGGUGCUUCUUGCCCUUCAACUGCUUCCUCAUAUCAUAAGCAUCCUCCCCAUCUGCAUAAUACUUGGCCUCCACAUCAUGAAUUUUGUAUCCUAGCGUCUGUGUGUAAAGAUUAAACGCAGCCCUGUUGCUUUUCCGGACAUGCAAUGACACAUACUCAGCUCCAUAAACCUAAACCCAGAACACAGAACAAGCUUCAGUACUAGAAAAGAAAUAAAUUAAGGACGAGGAAUCUACUAAAGGCCCAUGCUUUACAAAUUGCUCUCCGUGAACACCAUGAGAAAUCUAAUUAUGGUUAACAAAUCUCUCAUCAAUAACUCACCAUUAUGUCAUCAGAAACACAAAGCAAACACUUCAUUAUCCAAAACUAUCCCCAAUAGCCCACUGAAACAUAUAAAGCCAUACUCAUUUCGAUUCUUGAUAUUAAUCUCAAAUAGUUAACGCUGGCCCUUAACCUAGUUGAAAGGAUUCUAAAAUUAUAAUCCAAACAAGAGCACAAGUAAUAUAGGCAGAUCAAUGAGCUUUCUAACAGUAUUACUAGUCACCGAUAAAGCAGAUUCUAUUAAGAGAUAAAAUAAAAGGGGGAAAUGCCCCUUAUUUGUAACAGUUUUAUCUGAAUUUAGAGAUGAAAUUUGACAGACAACAUAGCAGCAGAGCUAAGACCAAAAGAAACAUAAACUACUCCAAAACAAAUAAAUGAAACUCUACGAUGACUAGACUACCAUCAGAAUUUGGAGGCCAAACUCCACCUAAAUCCGAGCCAGGAGCAACCAGCUUAAUUAUGAACCCCGAAACCUAAUACAUAGAUAUAUCAAGCACAAAACUUGGGAGAUAGACAUGGCCUGAAUACUCUAUUUUAGAGAAGAAAUCUCCACAUACGGGUUGAUUACAUAAUGAAGCAUCACCUCAUGAAAUCAUUCAUUGCCUUCAGGCUAGUCAGUGCAACGCCACAGAAAAGAAGUAAAGAAACCUAAUCUCAUCCCAUGACUCGAAUCAUCAAACAGCAUAUACUAUCCAGAAGUACAAAGAAACAACUAAGAAGGAAGAAUUACAAUAAAAUAAGACUCAAGUUUCCCCUGUAUAGAGUAUAGACUGCAUCAUACACAUGAAGCUACCCAUCCUCAUCGGCACACAAAUUAAGUAAAGCUAAAUCAAAUUCGUCUGAUCAAACCACUCAACGAUAUCAUAAAUUCAUAUUCCAAAAUAACCACACACAAGGAACUAAAUUACGAAUACAAAAAGAAAAGGGAAAAAGAAAACAACCUGUUCCAUGGCGUUUUGGGCAGCAGUCAUGAGCUUAGUGGCCAAACCCAGCUUCCUGUGAGUCCUAAGAACAGCAAGGGAAGUAAUAUGGCCGUGGCACUCGGUGCUCUCCUCCUCCAUCUUAGCCAACACAUAUCCCACGAUUUUGCCAUUGUAAUCUUCGGCAACAUAGAGCAACUGGGGCCAGGAAAGUAUGUGGUAGAAAUAGUACUUCAUCUGGUAAUUUUCUGGCAAACAGAAAAGAUUGCAAGCUUGCAUAGCCAAGAGGUCAUCAAUGGUGGCUCUGCGGAUGCAAACCAUGGUUAAACAAUGGCGGAUUUUAGAGGAAUUUUACACCAAGGGUUUUAGGUUUCAGGAGCAAAAAUGUUCGGAGCUUUAGGAACAAUUCCUAAAAGAUUAAAAGUCAGUUAACUU